UUAUAAAUCGACUUGAGGGAAUUGGCACAAAUAGGCUCCCUUUACUUCCACAAUAUCCAGAACAUAUCUGUAUCAAUGCGACCGAGUUUGGAUUCGAAGAUGAUACCAUUGGGCUCCGCUAUCAUCACAAAAUGCUGACCGACCUCGAAGUAAUCGGCCUUCACACAAUAGUGGACAACGUACGAAUUUAUUUUGACGACCAGCACCCCGACUUUCCCCUCAGUAUUAGAUGGACCGUGGAUACGCCACGUGUCGAUAUUUUAGGCGACUAUAGGAUGGAACUCGGAUUGGGAGACGGUUUCAAUACUUCUCAUGAAGCUCAUGACGCAUCUUUUAAUAUGGAAGAUGGAUUUUUCUUCUUCUUGGCCACGGCGAAGGUCUUCCCACUCGACGAGCCUUUCCGUUUUGACAAUAUAACACUUUCUCUUGGAAAUAAAAAUAUAACUUGGAUUGCGAAUUGGAUCAUUGAAACUAAUGAAUUACCAACUUACGAGGGUCUAUAUGAUCUGGGUCCAGUAAUACAAAAUUUCAUGCAAACCAUCUUGAUCCCUAUUAUCAAAACUGUUACGGGGAUUCUGCCUAGCAUUCUAAACAUUAUUUUUAAGGAUUGUUCUGUGCUAGACCUUGUUCAAAAUCAGACAGCCUGCCUCAACACUGACUUGAGAGAGAUAUUUGGAAGUUUAUCUACGUCGACCUUAAUCCUUACGGAUAAUGAUUUUGGGAAAAAUUUUGUAAAUGAUUGGGGUACUUUUGGCGUCAAUGAAUGUCCAUUUCCCACCGUGCCCACAAUUCCAGAGAUAACGACAACUCCAGUCGACAUCACUACCGAUUCCGCUGUGACCUCCCCAACCACAGGUACGUCGCCCAGCCCUACGGAAACCACAGGUGUGUCGCCCAGCUCCACGGAAGGUCCGUCGCCCAGCUCUACGGGAACGACAGGUGUGUCGCCCAGCUCCACGGAAACCACGUCCCCCGGAGGAGCUCCUCAAUUGCAGCCAACCAUUAUUUCCAGUGCCGUGAUGUUUGUUAUCCUUACAUAUAUCAUCCAUUUACUUUGAGUAAUUUAUUUUUAACAUCGUAAGAAGAGUAAAUUCUUGUCUUACUUAUUUAUUAUUAGAA
This is a messenger RNA of Folsomia candida, 1119 nucleotides long. Its product is annotated as contact site A protein. The record is from RefSeq and is a predicted model, not a curated record. The transcript is spliced from 5 exons. NCBI's taxonomy places the organism in Eukaryota, Metazoa, Arthropoda, Collembola, Entomobryomorpha, Isotomidae. Bases 132 to 1058 code for a protein of 308 amino acids.